Molecule: messenger RNA, 2436 nt
Organism: Crotalus tigris (Tiger rattlesnake)
Lineage: Eukaryota; Metazoa; Chordata; Lepidosauria; Squamata; Viperidae
Gene: C1QTNF2
Product: C1q and TNF related 2
Exons: 3
Coding region: 744-1601 (285 amino acids)
Molecular function (GO): protein binding
Source: RefSeq, a predicted model, not a curated record
UUCCAGAACCCUUCAGAAUCUUGCCACAAAAACAUAAUUGAAAAUUUCCUUAGUACAUGUACAGUAUUUGUCACUGAGCAUCUGCACAAUUUUUUUCAAUACAGUACAUCACUGAUCUUAAAAUAAAUACAUGAUGCCUGCACCUGUUGAAAAUUGGCAAAAUUGUUUGGAACAGAAUUAGAAAUACUUCUGAGCUAGAUUAAGGGCUACCCGCUGACCAGUAAUGGGCAAUGGUCCUCCACCUUAGCAGCUUUAAGACAUGGACUGGCCAAGGAAUUCUGGGAGAAGUCCACAUAUCUUAGUUGCUUAGACAGAAACAUUGUUCUAGCAUCACCAGGUAGCGUGUUGAAAACAAGCAGCUCCUGAUCCUUGGAAGCCUUUGACACAGGGGAAGGGAUUUCUCCAAGUGUUUAGCCACAUGUGUGGAAGGUUUUCUUCCCUAUCUCACGUGACUCAAGGCAGACACUCAAACACAUUACACAAUAAUCAAAAUAUGCCUCUGGCAAAGCUGAGCCAAAAAAACAAGCUGCUAGAAGAAACUGCGUUGCAAAUGCAAGGCAGCCACUUCAACAAACUUUAUUUGAGAAGGCAAACUUUCCAGAUGCUUCAUUUAAAGGAAGUGCUUUGUGGCAGUAACUUCCAACAAAACUGGAUAAGGUCCUGCUGAAGGACAUCUGUUUAAGAUUCAGCAGAUUUCAACUGGAUGUCAGGCACUGCUUGAAGAAAGUGGUGCUGGUAUCACCAUGAUCUUCCUUUUUCUGGUUGCCUGGAUUACUCCCUGUAUAGCUAAUCAAUUUCUCAGUAGCUUUGCAAGAGCAGAAAUUCAGAAAAAUCCCAGGCAAGUAAUCUGCAGCGUGCUAGGACCACAAGGCCCUCCAGGUGCUCCCGGAGCUCCGGGUGCUCCUGGGAAUAUAGGAAGGAUGGGUUUUCCAGGAAAAGAUGGACGAGAUGGAGAAGAUGGACAGAAAGGACAGCCAGGGGAGGAAGGUACCCAAGGCAGGAUGGGAAAUCCAGGCCAGCCAGGAUCAAAAGGAAAACCAGGAGCCAUUGGCAAAGCUGGUCUCCGUGGUCUAAAAGGCCCCAAGGGCCCCCCUGGAAAAAGCGGGGGGUCUGGAAAGAAAGGGCCCCGAGGAGCUCAGGGAGACAUUGGGAUGUCUGGCCCUUGCAAAUGCAAGGCCAAGAAAGCCAGAUCAGCUUUUUCUGUUGCUGUGACUAAAAGUUACCCAAAGGAGAGACUGCCCAUCAAAUUUGACAGGGUCCUCAUGAAUGAAGGUGGAAAUUACAACACUUCCAGUGGGAAAUUUAUAUGCAACAUCCCCGGCGUCUAUUAUUUCACUUACGAUAUCACACUGGCCAAUAAACACUUGGCUAUUGGGCUGGUGUACAAUGGUCAGUACAGGAUAAAGACAUUUGAUGCCAACACCGGGAACCAUGACAUUGCUUCUGGAUCGACAAUCCUUUCCCUAAAGCAGAAGGAUGAAGUGUGGCUGCAGAUAUAUUAUUCAGAACAGAACGGGCUGUUCUAUGAUCCUUACUGGACAGAUAGCGUUUUUACUGGCUUUCUGAUAUAUGCUGAUCAGGAUUACCUCAAUGAAAUGUAAAGGGGACUACCAACCUCAACAAACCUAAUGGAAGACAAUAAGCAUGGAAAAUUAUGUACAUUUAUCUUUGAAGAAGUCCUUCAGCCACAAAACCAGGCCUAAGAGGACAAUGGCCUACAGCGCCUCCAAUAUUUAUAUAAUUAAUCUAAAUCUUGGGGUUUCUUUGUCUCAGAUGGUGCAGACCCUUAAAGAUUUAUUCUUUUCCAUAGAUAUGCAUUCACAAAUGGUUUCCAAAUGAGAAGGAAGGGGAGAAAAAAAGAUAACUUUUUAUUGAUGUAUAUGACUCCAUCAUCUGGAUGAGAAGUCUUCUGCUUAUUAUCAAUGUCCUUUCCUGCAAAACACAAAAGAAAUCAUUUUUAUCCUAUACCAACCAAUACCGAUGCUCCUUCUCUAAAGCAGAAAGAGAUACUUAUCCUGUGCUGCAAAUGAUGGUCAGGUAGUACUUAAACUAGAAUUGAAUUUAUCUGCCUAGUUUCUGAAUGCCUGCAUAGAGGGACAAUGCCUUUGAGAGUUUCAGGAAUGUGCUUUUCAAAAAUGCUAUCUUUAAUCAGGAAACUCAUAGAUGCAUCUGGUGAUCUGCUGUAAAGCAUGUAUGUGUUCCAAUGCUAGAAGUGUAUGGUCCUUCCCCUAAAUUCAGGCUAGCACUACAGCAAGUCUGUCUUUAUCACCCUACAUGUUUUUAAUAACACCAAAAGGAUUUGAUAUGCUAAAAAAAAUAGUGCUACUAUUAAACAGUUACAAAUAUUCACAAGUAUUCCAUUUUCCCUGAAAAUCUCCUUUAUUCUAUGAGCAAAUAUAAAUGGUAUCUGGUUCUCAAACCAAAUAUAUAAGCAAG